CAGAUGCCAACCGACUGCCGAGCAGAGCGCACGUCUCUCGCCGCUCCGCAGAAAAAAAAAACUUUUACGCGUCAAAAAUAAACGGUACAACUUUAUUUUUAAAGAGAAAUUCACAAAAAAUUGUUGUUGAAGUUUGAAAAAAUUGUUUUUUAAAGUUUUCCUGUGGCUGUUUUGUGUUUUAUAAAGUUUCGAGUCAGAGUAGAAAGUAACAUUGCAUUGACAAGAAUCCAAGUGGUCUGGUCUCAUGUGUAGUGUAGUGUGUGUUAUAAACCAAGGAAGUUCAAACCGUUUUGAAAACAUCCGCAGUGUUCAUCUUAAUAAGAUAUUGGAUGGCCUGUAUCAGUAAAUAGAGAUUCAAAAUUGAGCUGUGAAAACGUUAUUUACUUCGUGUCUCUUUAUAAGAUGUGACUAACCCCGUCAUGGCAGCCACGGACGGCCAAGUUGUGGCCGCAGCUUCACGCUGGUGUGAGGAGGGGAGCUACCUGCGAGAGUUCGCAGUCAAGAACCGCCUGCCGAGCGUCGCCAAGAUCAUCAAAGGACAGUAUGGAGGCCUUGGCGUCCCGACCCUACCAAGUCCUGGACUUCAGAGCACUGCUUUACUUGUGUCAGCAGGAAAAAGAAAGAAGAUCAUAGCUCAAGCCAUCAAACUCAAAGAAGGAAGACGAAUGGUCAGCGUUGGACCUCGAAUAGCCAUCCCCGAAACGUAUAAAGGCUAUUUUGAAUUACUAAGCGAAGAAGGUCGCGCUGUACGAUGUAUCGAAUCAGUAUCAGAACUAGCUAGAAGGAAGCUAGACGACGGAUGCCUUGUUAGAGAACCAGUUAGAGUAAUUUGUGCUAAAACAGACUUAGAUGGCAAUGUAACAGCUGAUGGAGCGAGAAAUCUACCAGCUGGGGAGGUUAUCAUGCCUAGAGGAGAAACGUUCUUAGGUAAAAAUAAGUAUUUGAAAUGUACGGACUCCAAAGGAGACAUGGUGCUCUUAAGUCUGGAUCAAAGGGGGAAGUUCUCUGCUGUGGCUAAGGAAGAGAAUAUAAGUGGAGUGCAUACAGCGAAGACUUUGUUGACCAAACGUUUGCCGAUCACUGUGAGACUAGUGCAUGGAACUCCACCACGAGGGCUGAAGAGCGCUAGUCACUUCGUUCCAGAACUAAGACUGCUGUCCAUGUUUGAAGAAGACCAUGUUUUUGCUCUCCCCUUCCCAAAGACGGUAGCAUUAGUAGCUCUUCCCUUAGCGGCGCCACUCAAAAUGCAAAGAUGCAAGAACGAGGAUCAAAUAAAGAACUUCAUGGAAUUUUCUAGAUUAGUGGAAAAGUGUAAUCGAUUGUUAGUAGACGUUGUGGAUCGAAUACAUGUGUUGGAUGGAAAGUUAGGUGAUCCUAAAAGGCUUCUGAAUGGACCUCUCCACGCCCCACCUUUAGUCAAAACUGGUUACUUCCUAAGACGCAGUGCGUCAUCAGACACAGCGAACCAACACAAACAGAUGUCCCGCCACAACCACAUCUACAGUAGUCAUCGAGACGAGAACAGUAUCCCAGACGAAUAUGAUGAAAUAGACCAAAUUUACGACUAUGUCAGAGGAUUUGCGCCUCUACCUAAGAAUAUAAAAGCAUCAUAUUCGAAUGAACCGUCUCCAAGACACGAAUCCGCUCCAUCAUCGCCUGCAGCAACUCCUAUUCACAUGCCUUUAAUCACAGAAAUUAAACCAGAACCACCGCCGAUAGAGACGAUACCGACAAAGAAGCCAUUGAACAUUCAGAAGGCAGAGAAGAGGACGAGGAAGGCACCAACACCGAUCAAAGAAACCCCAGUCACUGUUUAUAAGGAGAAAUGUUCCAUAGCUCCAGCGGCAAAUCUUCCAAAACUGUACAUCAAGAAUAGUGUGAACAACAGUAAGAAUAGAAUGGUCUUCCGUCAAAAGAGUACUUCGCCGACUAAAGAGGCACCUAGUCCAGUAGCUAGUCCGAUACGACCGAUCAAAGGUGACUCCCCAAUCUUCAAUAUAAGGUAUAAGAGUCUAUCGAACAUCCACCAAGCCAUGGAAUUGGAUGGUACUUUAGAUUCGAGCCAUUCUGGAGGAAGGACGUCUGGGGAUUCUGGUAAUGGUCCCAAGUUGCCUGAAAAACGGUCUAGAAAGUUAAGCAGGCCGAAGUCAUUGACGAAUCUAGUUUGGGAGCUGAAGGGAUGUCCUGAUCCGGAGAAACCUAAGUCUAGAGUAAAGAAUGAAAGCUACAAGAAGAUUGGUAACAAAUUGUCUUUGGGAGCUCAGAAAAGGGUGCCGACGUUGUAUCUUUAGAUUUUGGUCCACGUUGUCUCCACGACAGACGUGCGCGACCAAAGCAGACACACGACAGACGACUAACGACCGAACAUAACAAACCGUUACAUUUUGAAUCUACGUCACACUUCGGCUAACUUCGGCAAACUUCGGGAGCGGACGGCGAAUGAGCAACGAGUUAAAUUUAAUAGUAGCUAUUUUAAAUUCAAUAGUCGCUAGUUUGGUGGAUUGUUGAUCGAUAGAAUACUUGUAAACCCUUUAACUGUCCAGUUAAAUAAUAUCAAUUAACGUGACCCUAUUAUUAUUCAACAAAUUGAAAAAAAUAUAUCUACACUAAAUAAGGAAGAGUAAUCGUGUGAAAACGAGAAAAAUCAUUCAAGUUCUCUGUCGCAGCAAUACGACAUGAGCGGUAAGAACACGGAUAUGUUGCGUAUAUACGACACAGGCGGUUAAAGGGUUAAUGUGCCAGUAAAUCUUAUGACAGCUAAGCCUAUUAUCUGUCAAAUGUAAGGCCCUAUUGAUCCUUACACCUCACUAGCGCUAUCUGAAGACAACAAAAUCGAAAACUGACAAUGUGAUAACAUAAGGAAAAGAGCUGACAUAGAUUAUACUUUAGUUCGAAUCAAAACAAAAUAUUAUAAUUUCCAAACUGAUUUAAUAAUCUUUCGACUAAAUUCAUUUUGUAAAAUCCUAUUUUUAAUUUUCAAAAUGAUUUAUUAGUUAUUAAAAGCUAUGUAACAUUUGACAUGAUAACAACAUUUUUUAGUGAAUUACUAUCACUGUUUCGACUCUUGUAUACACGUUAUGUACGAACUAAAGUCAUAACUAACAACACUACUGUCUUAUAACCAGAACAUAAUUAAAAUAUUACACAAAAAAAACAAUGCCAAUGGGGGCCACCGAUUUUGCACACCAGAUGGCGCAAAUGUCUAAAGACGCUUUUUGACCAAUCACAGUAGCUGUCAAAUGUUGAAUGUCCAAUGGUGUGACACUAACUAAUUCCCUAUUGGACGAAGAACAAGAGCUUCACACUAGUGCCAUCUGGUGAGCAAAAAUACAGUAGGCCCCAUUGAGAAAAUAUCUUUACACGUCAUCGAAUGCACCAGUAAACGAAGUUAGCUAACAAAACGAAGUUAUUGCGAAUUAUAAAAAUAUUUAAAACUAAACAAAUGGAAAUGUCUUACUUAUUUUGUAAAAUGGUUAACGAAAUACUGAAAUGUAAGUGUAGGCAUUAAAAUUGUACUUUUUUGCUGAUGGUAACAUUUCUUUUUUAAUUUGACAGUUGGAAAAAUGACAUUUGAAAUCGUUUUGGCGCCAAUUUUUAUUGAAUUUGUUAAUUGUUAUUUUCUUGGUUUAAAAUUGUCAAUAAGAGAUUUUGAAAGAAAUGUUACCACUAGCAGAGAAUCAUGUAAGAGAAAUUAAUAAUUUUUAUAACGAAAAAAGAACUUAAUUUUGAUCUCUUAAUGGAUAAUAAUUAUUUAUGAAUGUAAUGCCAUAUUAAAGUAUAAUACCUACUUCAUUGGUGUUCGUUAUUAGAUAUUAAGUUUGGGUCUUUCAUCGUUCAAUAACUAAUUAUUUAGUAAUUAACACUCUAAAAAUACUAUGGUGAUUAUAUUUUAUGAAAAUUUUAAAUGAAUAUUUUUAGUUUACAAUAUACGACAGUCAACGCCAUCUAGUUUCACAGCGUGGAACUAUUACGACGAAAAACAUGGCGGAUUUUUAUGUGAUUUAAGACGGAAUUUAUACAAAAUGUUUAGAUGAAAGGCCCUUGAAGCUCAUGAUAAUGAUAGCAUAGUAAUAUUUUAAUGAAAAUUACGAAAUAAUCCGUAAUUAUUGUUUUCUUGCUAUGAUUAAAUUUAAUUUACAAUGUAGCGUGCCGGAUGAUUGCAAUUAGAAACUGUAAAUUACUAUGGAUCAAAGUCAUGAGCCUCUUAAGUUUAAACUAGGUAAAGAUUUCUCUACUUAAAUAUAUAAAUAACGUUUUGAAAAUUCCUUCUGUUGAUGCAAACCAAAAAUGCGAGGUGCCUUAAAAAUGCUUUUUUCGAAAAAAAACUCUUUGUAAUAUUAAUUAUUAAUAAAUUGUCAUAGUUUUAAGGGAAAUAGUCACAAAAUAUCUUCGAUUUUUUAGGUUAUGUUUAGUAGUUAAGUCACUACAGGUUAUGCAAUUCUUAAGAUAUGCAUUUAUUCAUUUUUUUUAUGUAAUGUUACAGUCAUAAUUGUCUUAGUGCAUUGUGCAUUUUCGUUGCAAAUAAUAUUUGCGGUAAUUUUCAUAUUAGGUGUUUACCUUGCAUUAAAUAUAAUGCAUUAUUUAGUUUGAUUUUUAAUGGAACAAAACUUCAAUAGGGUAGAUGACUAAUUUUUAUUUCAAUGUCCGUCUUGUAGAUUAUUUUAAAAUGUUACACAUGUACUUUUUUUUAAAAACCACCCCGUUCCUUCUCCUGCUUUGAGCCGGAGCCCCGGUAACCUGUUACGUUGUCCGCAGCUCCGGAUCGGGCCCUAUAGCACACUAAUAAAUGAAAAAGACGCUAGUGAUAUUAUUUGAAACGAAAAUGACGUGUUUUAUAUAAAAUGCUGAAGAUUUGUUUUCAUUUAAAAUGUUUUUUGUAUUACCCCUAAUUUGGUUGCAAAUGUCGUUGAAGUGCCGCACUCAUAGACAUUUAAUAAUAACUUAAAAUAUUCCUUACUAUCGUACUCAGACACAUUUAAUGUUUCUUAAACUUUCUUUAGUAACAAUAUAAUAUUAUUCCGAAAAAAAAAACUAAGUAAGUGGGUUAAGUACUUAAUCAUUCCAUAAUUCUGAGUAACGAUUUUGUAUCGAAAACAAUUGCUAAGGACUGGGUUAAGUAACCAUUAAAUGACUCAGAGUACACCAGUCAAAGUCCUUACAAACUUAGUUUGAAGUUAAAAUUUUACCUAUUAACUAACUUAUCUAGUUACUAUUGUCAACAAUGAUAGUACUAACUCUAUCAUUCAAGGGAAAUUUACUAGUUUUUACCCAACAUUAAAAAUUCUACCAUUUAUUCAAGGAAAAUUACAUGUCAGCCUACAUCAUACACUAUACUCUUUCAUUUUAUUAACGCGAUGAAAAUGUAAAGAGUCAAUAUGUGUGCAAAACCAAAAUUAAAUGAAGUAACACUUACUACCACACCCAGAGACAUUUAAUUAUUACUUAAACUAUUCCUUAGCAACGAUUUUGUUCCGAAAACAAUUACUAAGGACUAGAUUAAGUAACCAUUAAAGAGAAUCUGAGUAUGGCGGUUAGUUUUUUAAAUAAAAACAAAUCUACAGCAAUUAUAAUCUUAGAUAAGUCUUACAUACUACGGAUAAAUCUCUCGGAAUUUCGAAACGAAUUUCGAUAUUUCGAUACGAUUUAUCGAUUACUUAUCGAUUUUUUUUUAUAUCCCAAAUAUUGUUCUUGAUAGUAAGCUAGGCCACUUCAUGUUCUCUAGUGUAGGACUUUAUGGUAUCUUUAGAUUAAGAUUUUCAUUCAGUGUUAUUAAAAUAUCAAUCGAUAUUGUAAUACUUUACGAUAAAUAAAUGAAAUGAUAUUGAA
This is a messenger RNA of Spodoptera frugiperda (fall armyworm), 5826 nucleotides long. RefSeq lists its product as uncharacterized. Lineage: Eukaryota; Metazoa; Arthropoda; Insecta; Lepidoptera; Noctuidae. The record is from RefSeq and is a predicted model, not a curated record.